Rhipicephalus microplus (southern cattle tick) is the source of this 1476-nucleotide messenger RNA. RefSeq lists its product as uncharacterized. The record is from RefSeq and is a predicted model, not a curated record. NCBI's taxonomy places the organism in Eukaryota, Metazoa, Arthropoda, Arachnida, Ixodida, Ixodidae.
AUGCUCUCUGCUGGUAACAGCGUAUCGGCCAACGGCCGAGGAUCAUCGACUCCGUUUCAUGAUGAAGACUCAAGCUAUAAAGUCGUCCUGCCAUGUCUUCCAACCGGUAACGAUGUUUUGAAUUCCGUUUUCCUUCAUGCCGACUUGAAUGGUAGGCCGUACCAUGCACCAGACUUCCGUGACGCGCUGCUUAAAGUGGUGAGCACAGCGGACAUUAUUGGAGUUGGCCAGUAUCAAAUGAGCCAUGUAUGGAUGGUUACGUGUGCAAACAGCAUGGCGAAACAAAAACUCGUCACUUGCGGUGAGCUCCGUGUAAAAGGGCUGAAGUGCAUGGUGCUAGAUCCGGAGACCAAGAAUAUUAGGCUGAAACUACUUUGGCUUCCGCCUCAUCUUGAAUCGCGACGUGUUGAAGAGGCGUUCCUAGCUUACGGCGUUGUGAAGUCCGUUGAAAGAGAGGCAUGGAAAUGUGCAGGAAUGAAACAAUGGAUGACAACAAAUAGAGACGUUGCCUUGGAGCUCAAGGACACCAUCACUGUGAGCUCAAUACCACCCCUUAUGUCAAUCUAUGGCCACCAAUGCCUCAUACUUAUUCCCGGUAGGCCUUCACUGUGUCUUCGGUGCAAGCGAGUGGGGCAUGUACGACGACAGUGCAAAACACCGAGGUGCUUGCAAUGCCAGCGUUUUGGUCACUCGUCGGAUGCCUGCGUGUCGACUUAUGCCAACAAACUCCGUUCUGGCCAAGGCACAGAAGACCAACGUCUCGAUCAUCUUACGGAUAUCACUGAGGUAGUUGAUGCGACAGAAGCACUCUCACUGCUGGACUUUAUUCCACGCACAGUGACCACUCUGGUGUUACACGUGGGUACAAAUGACAUAGCCUCCUCCUCAGCCACUGUAGUGUUUCAAAAAUACAAGGACAUGGUGAGCCGAAUCGUGGAGCAGCGGCCGGAGAUUAAAAAGAUCUUCACCACAUUGGUGCUACCGAGGGCCCCAGACCGCAGGCGCGCGUGCCUCAACCGGCCCUUCGUCGGACGGUUCAACAGAGAAGCGGGCCACUUCAACCACCUCCUUCGAUUGCACUGUCGUCGAAGCGGGACUCUCUUCUACAUCGAUCACGCCUUGGAAUGGCUUCCGCCUGGCCGUGUUCUGGCGGCCGAUGGUAUACACCCAAGUUUUGAGGGUGUUGCCCUCAUCGCCAGCCACCUGAGAUCGCUGCUUCUGCGAAAUAAGGUGAGGUCGCCGUCAACCUGGCUUGACCAUGCACCAUUAGGUCUGCCGGGCCCACCGAGAGAACAUUGUCAUUCCCGGAGUGAGAACCCCAGCAUCCGCGAAACAAGCGGGAUCCCGUGCCGACGAUCAUCACCACGAGCACCGAGGGGUGUUCCUCAUAGAUCAAGAAGCAAGAGCCCCUACAACACGACUCGGGGCCACCCAGAGGCUUCCGGUGACAGCGCUUCUCCCCCACGCAGGGACUGA